This is a messenger RNA of Microdochium trichocladiopsis, 1170 nucleotides long. RefSeq lists its product as uncharacterized. Bases 1 to 1170 code for a protein of 389 amino acids. The record is from RefSeq and is a predicted model, not a curated record. Lineage: Eukaryota; Fungi; Ascomycota; Sordariomycetes; Xylariales; Microdochiaceae. The transcript has 3 exons.
AUGCGAGUCGCUCUGUCCAUUCUGGCAGGAGCGCUGCUCGUGCCUUCGGGUGCCUGCUUCGGCGCUCGUGGCGCUGCAGAGCGAGCGUCAUACUUCUCGACUUAUAUGGGUGAAGAGGUUUUUGAGAAUGCUGGAGACAGGAAGAUCGCCACUGGCUGUUUCGGCACCAGGACGGGUAUCCGGGGUCAGGCAAAUCGUUGCAACCUCAUCGAAUUCCUCAACUAUAUCCGUGACGAAGUUACAGACGGGAAUCUGGCACUCAAGGACGAUGUUGCUAUCGGCGACCGAAGCGUGAACCAGGCAAAGUACCAGUACUUUCCCAACCCGUGGAACCCCAACCCCCCAACGCAGAUCUGGACCGGCCGCGACUGGGGCCAGAUGGGACAGUUGGAGGGCAUGACGCCAGUCGACCGGGCCAAGUGGAUCACCGACAUGGUGGAUCAAGCCAACAUCAAGAAAAUGAAUGUCAUGUUCGACAUCCCCAGCGACCGGCACCCGAGCUACGCAGAAUUCGUCCGGCGCAACCCGGGCUGGACCGUCGGCAGCACGCGCAAGGGCGAGGGCAACGUCAAUGGGGUGCCUCAGAUGAGGCCUGGCAACAACAUCGCGUGGCAGAACGUGCAAAAUAGAGAUACAAUCCUUUACACGGGGAAUGUGAAUUACCAGCGUCUUGAGGGCAUUGCCCGGCCCGCCGGCAAGCCGUCGUGGGAGGCAAUGGUGGCGGCCUGGCCUGGCUAUCAACAGCGCGUUAACAACGCCAUCAACUCUGCCACCGGUCUCGACCAGGCUACCAAGGACAGGCUCACUGGAUGGAAAGAUACAUGCAUCAAGAGCUAUGACAUUGUUGUCGAGCUGCGCAAGAUGGGCCUUGACGAGGCCGUACACACUCAGCCCCGAACGGGAAAUCACCAGACCUUCUCCCAAUACUGGGCUGGCGACAUCAUCACGACAACCUACAACUCGCCCACAGGCUACUCGUGGAGAAUCAUGGAUAGUGUCGCCACCAUUCAAGCCGCCGUCGAUAGUGGCAGGUUUGCAAACAGGGAGGCGGCUGAAAAGGCAUUCUUCACAGCCUGGGGUCAAUACACUGCCCAGGACUCCGUCAUUGAUCACCAGGACGUGUUCCAGAAGUGGCGAAACUCCGCUGCUGCUGCUGCAUCCUGUUCGUGA